AUGGAUGAAAUUGUAACUGAAAUUAAUGAACAUUUGAAAGAGUUCGAUUAUGAAGACUUUCAAGACAUUCAAUACUUAUCAAAUAUUUCAAACGAAUUAAGCGAUAUUAGUCGUGCUUAUUCAAAAACUAAUGAAUGUCAAGUUAUUUUCAAUAAUGAACAAGAUAUAGACGAAUUAAAAAGUUCUCUUGUAAAUGGAAAAAGAGAGUCACCCAUUAAUUUAACACCUGUAGAUUACAAAGAACUUUAUUAUGAUGCAUGGGAUAUGGAUCAUAACAAACGUCCAUCAAUUAAGGAUGUCAUAAGAUGUCUCAAAGACAUUGAACUUGAUCUCGUAUAUCAUGUAUAUCCAGAUUCUAAUUAUGUUCCAAAAAUUUCUUAUAAAAGAAAUAGUUUUGUAACAAAAAAGGAAGCUUGCUUUAAAAUUAUUGAAGGCUCACCUAAAAAUCAAUACCUUUUCAUCCCUGAAGGCGAAAUACUUUUAGGAAGGAAAGAUUCAAAUUAUAUCGUAAUAAAAGACUCAAAAAUUGACAAGAAUCAUGCAAAAAUCAAAAAUUAUCAAGGAAAAGUUGAUAUCAUUGGUAUUGGUUCUAAAUCUGAAAUUUUUGUUAAUGGAAAACAACUUGAAUUUCGUACUUUAUAUAAUUUGAAAAAAAAUGACUUAAUUAAAAUUGGAAGUAGUACUUUUCAAUACCUUCCCAUUGGUGAAUUUAAGAAUUCUAUUGAUCCAUUUUUACAGAUUUAUAACACUAAUUACUUGUGGAAAAGUUUGGAAACUGGAUUUAAGAAUAGUCAAAAUUCGCGUUUAUCAUUACUGUUUUGUGAUUUGGAUCAUUUUGGAAAAAUCAAUAAAAACUAUGGUUAUGAAGCUGGAGACUACAUUUUAAUAGAAUUAUCAAAAUUUAUUCAAAAUAAAUAUAUUCGUGAUAAAGAUAUUUUUUCUAGAUAUAGUGGGGAAGAGUUUACCAUUCUUCUUAUUAAUACAAAUAUAAAAUUGGCUUAUAAUAUUGCUAAAGAAAUUCGAUCUUCUAUUGAAACUUAUCCGUUUAUUUUUAAAGGCAAAAGAUUACCAUCAAUUACACUUAGUAUCGGUGUUUCUGAAGUAAACUCUUCGGUAAAAAAGUCCGAAGACUUAUUGAAUCAUGCAGAAGAAGCUUGUAGAAAGGCUAAAGAAUAUGGUCGUAAUCGGGUAAUAAUAUGGGAAAAUGAACAAAUCUCAAUCCCACAAAUGAUAUUACAAUCAAAAUUCCAACCAACAAUUCCAACUCAAAUCCCACCAUUUCCACCAUUUCCACCAAGCGAAAAUGAAGUUUUAAAAAUUGAUAAAAAAUGGCACCUAAUUUUAGGUGAAGAAAUGCCUUUAAUCGAACCUCAACAUUAUUUUAUACUUUGUAAAAUUAUUCCUCAACCAAAAUUAUUAUCUCAUGAAAUUUAUGUAAAUGUUGCAACAGUUCUUCCAUAUAUUCGACAAAAAGUUAAAAUGUGGGGUGUUGAUAUUUUUAAAGCAGAAAACUUUGCGAAUUUAGUCAAUGAAGAAGAAGACGAAGAAUCUUCUGAUGAUGAAACAAAGGAUGAAAAUAAAAAGUUAAUAAGAAAAAAUAGAUUAUCUAGAUUUGAUUGCAUUGCUACUUUAUUUGCAUCUGCUGAAUCUACUGUUGUUCAAGAUAUCAUUAAAACUAUGUCCCAAUUUCCAAUCGCAUUUCCUUUAUUGAUGCCCACUUUAGAUAACGCUGAGAAGUUUAAAGUAAUGCUUCCUUUAUACACUGGACUAGCUAUUAAAUGGAAUUUAAGCAAUGGAUCAGUAAUAGAAAAUCAUCUUUUUGAAGACUCUUUUAAAAUGAUUGUUGCAGUUCGGAUUGGAAUGAAUCCUCAAGGUAAAAGUACCAUACUUAAUCAAUUGAUGGCUUCAAAAUAUAUGUUCACAUCAUCUUCUGAGCCAAGAGCUGAUUAUGGAAUUCCACAUAUGAUUAAUGGAAGUGUUGAGUUUGUUUGGCUAACAGAAGAGACUUGUGGUCCCGAUCUAUGGAAUAGUGUUUUUAAACGUUAUUAUGAAGAAGAGAGAAAAAAGAUCGUGUUACUUGCCAAUUUACAUGGUGAUGCAUUAGAUUAUCCUGAUCAAAUCGAAUUUCUAAAGCAAUUACCUUCUUGUUUCUUGGUUUUCUUAAUGCCUGGAUAUAAUGAAGGUCAAAAAGUUAGGCUUAGAAAUUUAAUUGGCUCAAAAAAGGUCAUAUACAACUACGUUAAUUCUGAGAACAAUGUAGCCAAUUACACAAUUGAUACAAAUUCUUUGAUGAGUAAUGAAACAAUAAAAGAUGCUUGCAAAAUGUUUAAAGAUAUCUUAUACCCUGAUCCUGUUGAUCUUGUUAAUCUCGACAAAUUUUCAAUUAGCACAUUAGAAAUUGGUGAUACACUUCAAUUUUCUGAAAAAAUAGAGUGUGUUGAAUCUCAGGAAAUUAUAAAUCUUAUUAAGGAAAAAACUUGUCGUCAUACUAGAUUAGAGAUUAUGCAACUUCAAAAAAAACAAGGUGGAUCUGAUUGUAUACAAUUUUGGGAACAGACACCAGAGUUGCAAGAAUUAAUGCAAUUAUUCAGUUCUAUUAUAAUUCUACCAAUUAGAAUAAGAAGAAGAGCUCUGGCACAUCUUGAAAAAGAGAUAUUCAAGCUUUCUACAUCAGAGUCAUCUAAACUUCGAAAUAAUGCUAUAUCGAAGAGGAAAGAAUUAAAUAAUGCAAACAUUACGAAUAAUGUUCAAGAAAAGAUAAAGAUUCGUGAAGAAAUUACAAAACUUUGGAAAGAAGUUGAUAAUACAAGUUUAGGAAUAGAACAUUUCAUUCGUGAAUUAGAACAAAUGUAUAAAAUAUUUAUUUCCGAUCCAAAAAAAAUUACUUCUGAUAAUGGUCUAACUAAAGAAAAUAUUUCAAAAUUACCGGAAUAUUAUGCAGAGUUGUUAAUUAGUGGUCAUACUAUAGAAUUGAUUGAUGGUGAUUCUUCAACUAUAUCUGAAGCUUGGUUUUUAGCCGUUUGUAAUUGUAUUGAUAAAAAAAUUCCUAACCUUAAAAUUUUUGUAAUCAGUAUACUUGGAUUACAAUCUUCUGGAAAGUCCACUCUUUUAAAUACACUUUUUGCAAGUAAAUUUGCUGUUUCAACUGGACGUUGUACUAAGGGACUUUUGAUGCAAUUUUUAUUUUUGGAAAAAGAAUUAUCUAAUCAACUUGAUGUUGAUGCUUUUAUAUUGAUUGAUACGGAAGGACUUGGUGCACCAGAAAAAAUGGGUGAUCUGGAAUCAGAGAAGAAGGAUCGAAUGUUAGCAACUUUUGUUAUGCGAAUAAGUAAUUUAACAAUUAUUAACAUAGUUGAAGAAUCAACGAGAGAAAUCUUACAAAUAGUCACUGGGAUAAUAAUGAAUCUUGACAUAUCCCCUGAUAUACUUAUGGUACAACAUGUUACAAAAAAGAACUCAAUAAAGUUUAUAGAUAUAGAACGUAAAUUUUAUGAAACUCUUCAAGGAGUUUUAGAAAUAACCAGAAAAGAAGAUAAUAAAGCAAGAGCAUACAACUUUGAACGUCUUAGUAGGUUGAAGGAUAAAAAACUUCUCAAACUAUUUUCAUCAUUUAAAGAUGAUAUAACAGCUCAUUCUUCACCAUCGAAACAAUAUCAUAAGGAUAUUGUCGAUUUCUAUAAUUCUAUUAUUGAUAAUUGCAAAACUUCACAAAGUAAAAAAAAAUUUUCAGAUUGGUUUCCAUUAAUUAAAAGUUAUUGGGAUGUAGUAUCAAAUGAAAAUUCUUCAUUUGAAGAAAUUAAAGAAACAUAUGAUUUUAUUGAAUUUGGGAAUCAAAUUGCAAAUUUGAAAGGAAUUAUUGAUAUGGCAUUUUUAAAACAUAAGGAAUUGAUCGAAAAUAACAUUCGAUUUAUUGUUUAUAAAUGGGUUUCAAAUAAAGAUUCCAGUGUAAAUUCAAUUAAUUUAAAAUGUGGAAAAUUGAUUAAAAAGUUAAAUAACAUUCCAGAACUUAAAAAUUUGGUAGAUUGUGAAGAAUGUAAAAAAGUAAAUAAGGAGAAAGAUAAAUUAGAUAAAUAUCUUGAAAAAAAAAAUGAUAAAAAGUUUAAAGAAGAAGCUAAUCAAACAAUCACUAAUUAUAUUAUUUCCCGUCGUGAAUUUAUAUCAACAAAGCUUGAAAAUAUGCUUGAGGGUAUUUUAAUACGUAAUAGAUUUUCUAUAUUUAUUGAUAGAAUACUAGAAGAGAUUUUAAGUACAUGGAAGAAAUUACCUGAUGAAAAGAAAUUUGAAGAAGAAGCAAAUAAAAUAUGGAAACAAUUACGUGAUAGAGUAUCAAUAGAAAAUGAAGACUUUAUAAAUGAAGAGAUAGAUGAUAUAAUAAAUGAGGAAUAUGAAACUAUGUGGACAUCUGACUUUUUUGAAAAUUACAAACUUAGGAUUAUUCCAGAAUUAUCUAAGAUUGAUGCAAUAUAUAAUGUCAGUUCGUCAAAAUUUUUUAAGGAUAAAUGCAUGGAACAAGAUAAUAUUACAAGGCUUAAAAAAGAAAUUAAUCUUGUUGUGGGACAAAUUUUACGUAAUAUUAAAAGGUUUAAUCCUAAAAUUGUACGUGAUCUUAAAGGCAAAAUAGAAAAAAAAUUGAAAGAUCUUUCAACAAAACUUAAUGUAAAAUUUAAUCCUAAUUUUGAAAUGAAUGUUCACGUAUACACAUUAUUAAAUUUUAGAGAAGAAAUGGUAAAAAUUCAAGAAAUAUGGGAUAAAGAUAAUGCACCACUUAGUGUGCUUGAUCAAAGAAAAGAUGAAUAUAUUGAAAUGAUCAAGCUUCGUCUUCAAUAUGGUCAUUCACAUAUGUAUAAAGGUCAUUUAACUGGAGCUUAUUUAUUGAGAGCUAUUCAUAAAAAAGCAGUAAAUGCAGAAAAUCGAGAUCGAAGAGAACAUGCAUUUCGAAUACCUUGGAUAAAAAAUUCUGAAACAAUCAGACUUGAAUAUUUUAUUGAACUUGCUGAACAAGUUCAUAAUGGUGACAAAGAUAAAGCUAUACAGCAUUUUUUGAAACCUCAAGAAAGCAUUGAAGAGUGGUUUAAAAAUAAUGUUAAUAAAUAUACAAGAAAAGGGAAAGGACGAAAAUAUGAAAAAACUCUUAAUACAGAAUUUGAUUAUGUUCGUCAGGAAAUUCGCAAUUGUAAAAGUUAUGAAGAUAUCAAAAAGUUUGUAAAUGUUUAUAUGACACAAGUUGAUGGUAUUAACUACCAGUUGAAUAUUAAAGAUAGUUCGAUUGCAGAAAAUUUUGACUUAUUCCAUGAAGCUAUUUUGAAAGAGCUUGAUUCUAGAGGGAAUGGUCAUUGUCAACUAGAAGAAAAAUCACUACCAAAUAUAUAUGAUGAUGAAUUGAUUAAGAAUAGGCUUGGAUGCACAAAAUCAUGCUACUGGUGUGGUGCUUUGUGUUGGGGAGAAAGAGGCCAUGAUAAUGAUAUUGGCGAAACAAAAAUACAUCAUUCUAGUCAUCAACCAGCAGGCCUUCGGGGAACACAUGAUAUUGAAACAAAUCUCUUGCUUUCAGAAGCUUGUCAUAACAGUCCGGAUGAUUCAUAUAUGCAAUAUUACAUAAAGGAAGUUCUAACAACAAAAAUAUGGAGUGAAGCAAAAUCUACUGACUUUAAAGACUGGAAAUUUGGGCCCCAUUACAUGACUGAUUUUAAUGAAAUUAUGUGCUGGUUUUUUGAAAUGUUACAUAUAGAUUUGGCAGAAAAAAAAGAUCUCCUUCCAGCAGAUGAGUGGGAUUUAGAAGAGCAUGAGGGUAAGCUAACUUCUUUAAACCUGUCAUCAGGCUUUCAUUCCAAACACCAAUCUUGUCCAUCAAACAUUUGA
Molecule: messenger RNA, 5859 nt
Organism: Cetraspora pellucida
Lineage: Eukaryota; Fungi; Glomeromycota; Glomeromycetes; Diversisporales; Gigasporaceae
Source: the annotation of a GenBank genome assembly